UGUCAUUCAAGGACAUUAGGCACAUCCGUCAGAAUUGAUGAUGACCAUGUAUAAGACUGAUGCGACGAGCGUCAUCAACUCGGUUCCAUUUUUCCGUUGCAUCCAUGCGCAAUUGCUUUCCCAGCCAGACAACAAGAUUCACAAGGCGUUCAUAGAAAUUCAAAACCAUGCGAAUAUUGCGACAAAUUUUGGCCAUUUUAAUUAUGAUGGAAUGUGGAGGCAUAUUGGCGAGGGAGGUGCCGGCCAACGAGAAGAAAAAUUUAAUCAGGCGAAACGCCGCUCCAUUGAGCCCGUUUGGAAUUUUCCAAGAAAUAGGCACAGGACUCGAACAAGGGCUGGGACAGCUGAUCAACCCGAAUAAUUUUCAACAACGACAGUUGCAAUUAUCUACAAAAUCGCCUAUUGUGGUGAGGGUGAUAAACCCCAACACCGGUGUGAGUGAACUGUACACGACCGGUGACGCCAGAAUAGACAACACCAUCACGAGCUUCUUCAGCACCCUCACUCAAAUCAUGGACAACACUUUUAUGACCUUCGUGACGCCAGCAAUGAAUGGCACCAUUUGGGACAACUCGCCAAGACCCAACGGCAGCGGCGGCCUUUCCAACUACCUCAGCUCCUUUUUCUGUGGAAUCUUCAUGGGGGUGCUCAGCCCUAACAACAACGGACAGCAGUGCUUUGCUUACCGUUCAACGACAUUGGCGCCUGUUGUUGGCUAAUUCACUAAAACACCUCCUCAAAAUAAGGAAAAUGAUAACAAUCCAUUUUUGCUUAUGAACUACACAAAUAAAAAUUAAAUUGAUUGGCUCCAAUUAAUAGUCCUUCUCUUAACAGAUAAAACGUGAGCUUGACAAAAAAAAAAUUAUUUUCACACUAUUGACAUACUACAAAAAAAAUGAAAUAUUUUUGGACUCUUUAUAUAAAUCACGGUCAUUUCACAAGGUUGCAGUCUAAGGACACAGAGUACAUCCGUCAGUAUUUGUGGCGUCAUCAACUCAGUUCCAUUUUCAAAUCCAUCCAUGCGCAAUCGCUUUCCCAGUCGGACUUCAACGGGAUUCACAUGCAGCCAUUAUUUUGUGAAAUUCUAUCAUGCGGAUAUUAAAUCGAACAGUUUAAUUAAAAAUUUGCUGAUGGAAUGUGGAAUCGUAAUUGCGAGAAAUGUGCCAGCAAACAAGCAGAAAAUUUCAAACAGACGGACCGCAAAACCGUUGAGGUUUUUCCAAGAAUUAGGCAUAGGACUUGGACAAGGGCUCGGACAGCUGAUGAACCCCGAAAAUUGGCAGCAACCACAAGAACAGGUACAAUAUCAACAAUUAUCAACGGAAUCGUCAUUCGAUGUGAUCACAGACAUGCCAAUUGUGGUGAACGUGGUCAACCCAAACUCCGGUGUUAGUGAACAAUACACGACCGGCGACACCAGCAUAGACCGGACGAUCACGAGCUUCUUCGGCGCCCUCACCCAAAUCAUGGACAAUAUGUUCAAGACCUUUGUGACGCCGGCCAUGAACGGCACCAUUUGGGAUGACACGCCGAGACCCAACGGCAGCGGCGGCCUUUCCAACUUCCUCAGCUCCUUUUUCUGCCAAAUUUUUAUGGGGGUUCUCAGCCCUAACUACAACGGACGGCGGUGCUUCGUCUAUAGAUACCCUUCAACGACAAGAGCACCAGUUAUUAUUGUUGGCUGAAACAACAUCCUCCAUAAAAUUAAAAUAAAAACUAUUUUACAUUUUAAUACUUUAAGUAAAAAUUUACAGAUAGUGGGUUAUAUUGAAAAAUUAAUGCCAAAGUACAUUUUUCUCUUUAACUUUUUCAACAAUAAAUGUGUUUUCAAGUUUUUUGAUAAUUGUGCAAACAAGCAUACCAUCACAUAAUAUUGAUUAAUUGGAGCUCCUCAUAAUUUAUUUUGAAUCUUCAUAUAAAAUAAAUCCGUUUUUUUUUACUUGAUUAUAUAAUU
Neocloeon triangulifer is the source of this 1954-nucleotide messenger RNA. RefSeq lists its product as uncharacterized. NCBI's taxonomy places the organism in Eukaryota, Metazoa, Arthropoda, Insecta, Ephemeroptera, Baetidae. The record is from RefSeq and is a predicted model, not a curated record. The coding region runs from base 1020 to 1685 and encodes 221 amino acids. The transcript has 6 exons.